Molecule: messenger RNA, 1994 nt
Organism: Austrofundulus limnaeus
Lineage: Eukaryota; Metazoa; Chordata; Actinopteri; Cyprinodontiformes; Rivulidae
Gene: edf1
Product: endothelial differentiation-related factor 1
Exons: 8
Coding region: 1036-1476 (146 amino acids)
Cellular component (GO): nucleus
Molecular function (GO): DNA binding
Source: RefSeq, a predicted model, not a curated record
AAAGAGGCACGUUGUGUGGACAAAAGUUUUGUGUCGCUGCUGCCUGCGAGUGAAGAAGUCACGAAGUCGUUCUUCUACGUUUAUUUCGAAAUUUUCUCCAAACAUUAUAGCUGACUCAGCUGCAGAUAAACAAGAUGGCAAAGAAGGGAGUUCUCAAGCCAGAUGAAGGUCUGAUGAUGAUGCAGGAGCUUAAUGACCAUCUGGACGAGCAGCUGGACAAACUGGAGCACAUUCGUCUCACCGCUGUUGAACUGAAAGACAACAUCUCUGGGACCAACAAUGAUCUAACCCAGUUAAUUGGUGACCACCUGGAGUUUCUCAAUCACUUGUCUGAUCGAGUGGAAACUCUCCACGUGAACACAACAGUUUUUGUUCAGAAGAAUCCAAAACCUCGUACUUGGACAUCGAGACAGGGUUCCAGACAUGGCUACCGCGUGGGACGCCUUCCCCAGGCUGAGGAUGCCGUGUCCGAGUUUGGCUGGUCCCCCAUCCGUACGAGGCGAAACAGCGAUGCUGCCUCAGAAAUGUCCUGUAAUUGGUGAUUGCGAAUCCUUUGCCAUGUGUCAGUUCAGGGCAUAAAACAAUAAUAAACCCUACCAUUAUUACAGUUCUGUCUUUGUCUUUGGAAACCUGAGAUGAUGUAUGAAAAUGUCAUUGUGUAGUCUGUUAUUUUAGAAUUAGUUUUUUACAAGUUGUAACUAUUAGAAAUGCAUAGCUUUGUUUUUCUGUUAUUUUAGAAUUAUUUUUUUACAAGUUGUAACAAUUAGUUAUGCAUAGCUUUGUUUUUCGUUCAUGUUGUAUUCAUGUGCGUUACUGACCUCAAACAGCAGGGGGCGCUGCUGGCCGCCGUCAUGUCUCUGUUAACGAUCUUUUUAUAAAUAAAGUUUUGGCAACACGCGUGUGGUGAUUGUAGAAGAAGCUGACUCGCUGAAGUGACACGGCCUUACUCAAACCUUAGUUUUACACAUACUUAGUUCUGCCUGUUUCUUUAUCGAUUACGACCCUUCCUUUGUGCCGAAUAAGCCCCAGAAAAACAUGGCAGAAAGCGACUGGGAUACGGUGACUGUGUUGAGGAAGAAGGGCCCCACUGCUGCGCAGGCCAAGUCUAAACAGGCUAUCACUGCUGCUCAGAGACGUGGGGAGGACGUUGAGACAAGCAAGAAAUGGUCUGCAGGGCAAAACAAACAGCAUCUGGUGACAAAAAAUACAGCCAAACUGGACAGAGAGACAGAGGAGCUCCACCAUGACAGGGUUCCGCUGGAGGUGGGGAAGGUCAUUCAGCAGGGCCGACAGGAGAAAGGCCUGACCCAGAAAGACCUCGCUACUAAAAUUAAUGAGAAGCCACAAGUUAUUGCUGACUAUGAGAGUGGGAAAGCAAUACCCAACAACCAGGUGAUGGGCAAAAUCGAGAGAGCAAUUGGUCGAAAACUGCGUGGGAAAGACAUCGGUCAACCACUGGAGCCCAAACAGAAAUGAACACAAAGCCUCGAAAUCAGCCCUCCCUAACCCCGUUUCUGACCUUUAGCUUACCCCCGAUCCCCUUCCUGAAACUCUAAACCCCUCCCCUCCCCCCACCCCCGGGCUGAUCCCACCUGCGUCCUGCCUGAGGACCUGGUGCUCCACCGCAUUGCAGGCUUUGUACUAACCAAUCAUCUGAAACACUCUGACCACGUUAACGUACUCGAUCGAAUGCAUUCUUCAGCAUCACAAACUUGAAAACCUGUGAAUACAUUUUUUUUUUCGCCCAUGUCUGUCUGUAUAAAACUUGGCAUGAUAUAAUUCAACUUUUGAUAGUGGGUAAGUCAUUCAAAAAGGUGAUUUCCUGUUUCUGAUCAAACAGGUUCGACAAAAUAAUCUGAGCAUGAAGUGCUCGAUUGCAUCUUUAUUUCUUUUUCCCUCAAUUUUACGACAGUGGGUGGAUGUUAUUAAAGCGUUUAAAAUGUUUUAAUGCUGUGCUUUGUUUUAAUCUGAAAAUAAAGUUUAGCAGUUCAUGA